Messenger RNA from Lactuca virosa, 2858 nucleotides. NCBI's taxonomy places the organism in Eukaryota, Viridiplantae, Streptophyta, Magnoliopsida, Asterales, Asteraceae. The record is from the annotation of a GenBank genome assembly.
AUGAACUCUCCAGAAAAAUCAUAUUGGUCGGAGACUUUUCGGAGAAAACAAUCAAAGCUGCCAGCUGCUGGGGUAACCUCAACAAACGAACUGUCGUAUAGAGGAGAAAAGGUAAGGACACCAGAAUAUAAAAGCUCUAUCCCACAUCGGCGCAAAGUAGCAAGAACCACGACCAUGACCAUAUUAUGUGUAGAUACAUAUUUUUGGCAUGAUUUAUUUCCGGAGUUAUUUCCACUUCUGAUAUUGCUGUUGCUUAGCUUUCAAAGCCUUUUAACAGCACAUGAAGAUCCAACUUACAAGGACAUACAGGUGGGAGUGAUUCUUGACAUGGAAUCAGGGGUAGGGAAGGUCAUUUAUCAUUGCAUUACCAUGGCUAUCUCUGACUUUUACGCAGCCAAUCCUGACUACAGAACAAGAAUAGUUUUUAUGACCAGGGAUACCAAAGGAGAACCACUACAUGCCGUCUCUGCUGCUGUGGAUCUUUUGGAGAACACUCAAGUGCAAGCGAUAAUAGGUCUAGAAUCAACAGCCCAAGCAAGAUUCUUGGAGGUUUUGGGAGACAAAGCCAACAUACCAAUUCUUUCAUUUUCAACAAGUCCUUUUUCGAAUCAGAAUCCUUAUCUUCUUCGAAUUGCACAAGAUGAAACCACUCAGUUCAAAGGCAUUGCUGCCAUGGUAGAUUCCUUUAAAGCAAAGAAUGUGAUCGUUAUCUGCGAGGACACUGCAAACGGGAGAGAAAUGGCUACCUAUAUGGCUAGAGAGUUUCAAGAGAAAAACAUACAUGUUACGUAUACUAGCCUAAUUUCAACAUCUGACAGCAACCAACAAGUCCAGGAAGAGCUUCGUAAGCUUCAAACUAUGCAAGACACGGUGUUUAUAGUGCAUACACCACCUUCUCUAGCAUCCAAUCUUUUCUCCAUUGCAAAAGAGAUGGGAAUGAUGGGUGAAGGAUACAUGUGGAUUGUAACAAGUAAGACUAUGGACUUGUUGGAUUCCAUGGAUACUGAAGCAAUCGAAUCAAUGAAGGGGGUUGUUGGUUUCAGAUCAUAUUUUUCAGCAUCAAGAGAGCUUCACAGCUUUGUUUCAAGAUGGAGAAAGGAAUAUUAUGCUUUGAACCCUUUUAUGGAGUUUAAGGAGGUAGAUUUUAAUGGUAUAUGGGCAUAUGAUGCAGUUUACGCACUUGCCAUGGCUGUUGAGAAGGAACAAACUAGAGAAUUAGCUUCGAAAGACUUGGGUACCAAUAUUGGCACAUCACUACUUUUAGAUGAGAUGUUAAGAGUCAAGUUCCAUGGUUUAGGUGGUGAAUUCAAGCUUAUGAAUGGGAGAAGCAUCUCAAAAGCCAUGGAAGUUGUAAAUGUGAUUGGUAAGGGUGGUAGGAGGGUAGGGUUCUGGAUGAUGAUGUCUACGAAUGGUGAGUUUGUGAAAGAAAUAGGAAAACUUAAUUCCUCUUCCAAUUAUCAUGGCCUGGAAAGUAUCAUGUGGCCGGGUGGGACUACAAGCAUUAAUCCAAAGCGCAGGAUGCUACAAACAAAUGGCAACAAGAAGCUGAGGAUUCUGUUUCCAAGUUCCAGCAGAUUCCAAAAUAUAGCACAAAUUAGUGUUGAUCCAAGAACAAAUCUGUCAGUUGUGAGUGGGUUUUGUGGGGAUGUCUUCAAUGCUGCGUUUAACGCCUUAGAUUAUGGAGUAGGGAUUGAGGUUAUUCCGUUCUCUUAUAAGGAUGGAAUUACUUACAAUGAUGUGAUCCAAAAAAUCUAUCUUAAGGAAUAUGAUGCUGCUAUUGGGGAUUUUACAAUCACAGCAAAUAGAUCUCUCUAUGUCGACUUCACAUUGCCCUUCACUGAUCUUGGAGUUGGCAUAGUAGCCCGAAAUGCCAAGAAAAGCAUGUGGAUCUUCUUAGAUCCUCUCAGUGCAAAUCUUUGGAUCACAACUGCUUUUUUCUUUAUCUUUUUAGGGUUUGUGAUUUGGUUUAUCGAACAUCGUACAAACCAAGAAUUUCAAGGUUCACCAACAGAGCAAAUCGGAACAACCCUCCGGUUUGCCUUUUCAACCCUUGUUUAUGCUCACAGGGAGAAGCUGCAAAGUAAUCUAUCAAGAUUUGUGGUUACUGUUUGGCUAUUUGUAGUGCUUGUGCUCACAUCAAGUUACACUGCAACUUUGAGUUCACUUUUAACUGUGCAACAGAUUGGAAUGAAGGAGAUGUCUAUCGGCUUCCAGAGUCUUUCGCCUGUAGGAGUUGUGUAUAACAAAUUGAAUGUUGUUGAGGCCUGGUCAGAGAAACUAUAUGCACCUGAGGACUACGCUAAAGCAUUAACAACUGGAAAAGUUGAAGCAAUCGUUGCUGAGAUCCUUUACAUCAAAACAUUUCUUGCAAUGUAUUCAGGUGCUGAUUUCUCCUUGAUUGCAACAGCACCCACCACCAAUGGCUUCGGCUUUGCGUUCCAGAAAGGUUCACCUUUGGCCAGAGAGAUGUCGACUCAGAUAGCGAAAAUGCGUGAAGAUGGGACACUGAAAGCAUUAGAGGAUAAAUGGUUGAAACGUGAAUCUGCAUUGAUGUCAAAGGAUUUUUCUUCCCCUACACCAAAAAUCUUGAAUCUUUAUGGGCUUCGGGGCCUCUUUCUUAUCAGUGGUGUGUCGAUGGUAUCAGCCCUUUUGGUGUCCAUUAUUUGUCUUGUUCGUGAAAAAUGGCAUAUGAAAGAUAAGAUGAAGAUAUGGAGGUGCGUCUUACAUAGAUCUUCAGAAAUACAUGCACACGAAAGUGACGUGGAAUCAACAGUGUGACUUUUCUGUAAUGUUAAAUACGAAUAACUUUACCUAACAUCUUGUUUCUAUGUAAGAAUCAAAAUUUCUGUCAAAUGUAU